Molecule: messenger RNA, 2020 nt
Organism: Talpa occidentalis (Iberian mole)
Lineage: Eukaryota; Metazoa; Chordata; Mammalia; Eulipotyphla; Talpidae
Gene: POGLUT2
Product: protein O-glucosyltransferase 2
Exons: 10
Coding region: 295-1803 (502 amino acids)
Cellular component (GO): endomembrane system
Molecular function (GO): protein binding; glucosyltransferase activity
Source: RefSeq, a predicted model, not a curated record
GCUGGACCCUGAGACGGGCUCGCCCCCAGGGAUGCUCCGGGCGCAGGAGCAGCCUAAGUUCAUCUUUGUCCCGAGGAAGGGGAGCGGCGUCUUCCUCGCCUGUUGCAGCCAGGCCCCUGCUGAUUUCCCGGGGGAAAGUGGGGUCCCGCGCGCCCGCGCAGCACAGCCAGCGACCCCUUGGGGGGCCCCUUUGCCGCGGCGAUCGGUCCGCGCGCCCCCGCCCGAGCCGCGCCUGGCCCGGUCCUCGCCGACGCUUGGUUGACCCGAGGAUCGUCUCGAGCGUCCGUCUUGUAAAUGUUCAGCAUUUUGCUGCUUUGCUGCUUCUCUCUGGGGACGGGUCCAGCGCUGACCGAGACCGGCGGACAGAGGCGGCUGAGCCCCGAGAAGAGCGAAGUAUGGGGGCCGGGGCUGAGGGCGGCCGUGGUCCUGCCCGCGCGCUAUUUCUUCAUUCAGGCGGUGGAUGCCUCGGGCCAGAAAUUUACAUCAUCUCCUGGUGAAAAGGUUUUCCAGGUUAAAAUCUCCGCCCCAGAUGAGCAAUUCACUAGAGUCGGUGUCCAGGUUUUAGACAGAAAAGAUGGGUCCUUCAUCGUUAGAUAUAGAAUGUAUGCAAGCUACAAAAGUCUGAAGGUAGAAGUUAAAUUCCAAGAUCAACAUGUGGCCAAAUCUCCAUAUAUUUUACAAGGGCCAGUUUACCACGAGAACUGUGACUGCCCUUUGGGAGACAGCGCAGCCUGGCUCCAGGAGAUGAACUGCCCAGAAACCAUUCCUCAGAUUCAGAGAGAUCUGGAACAUUUCCCGACCAUCGACCCGGAAGCGAUCGCAGCAGAAAUCCCAAAAAGAUUUGGACAGAGGCAGAGCCUGUGCCAUUACACCCUGAAGGAUAACAAGGUUUAUGUCGUGACUCACGGUGAACAUGUAGGUUUUCGAAUUUUCAUGGAUGCCAUUCUACUUUCUCUGACUCGAAAAGUGAAGAUGCCAGAUGUGGAGUUUUUUGUUAAUCUGGGAGACUGGCCUUUGGAAAAAAAGAAAUCCAGCCCCCACCUCCAUCCCAUCUUUUCCUGGUGCGGCUCCACAGACUCCAAGGACAUCGUGAUGCCGACCUACGACCUGACGGACUCCAUUCUGGAAACCAUGGGCCGAGUCAGUCUGGAUAUGCUGUCUGUGCAAGGGAACACGGGCCCUCCCUGGGAAAGCAAGAACUCCACGGCGGUCUGGAGAGGCCGAGACAGCUGCAAAGAGAGGCUGGAGCUGGUGAAACUCGGCCGGAAGCACCCGGAUCUCAUCGACGCUGCUUUCACCAACUUCUUCUUCUUUAAACAUGAUGAGAGCCUCUACGGGCCCAUCGUGAAGCACAUCUCCUUCUUUGAUUUCUUCAAGCACAAGUAUCAAAUAAACGUGGAUGGCACGGUGGCCGCCUACCGCCUGCCCUACCUGCUCGUGGGCGACAGCGUGGUGCUGAAGCAGGACUCCAUCUACUACGAGCACUUUUACAACGAGCUGCAGCCCUGGAAACACUACAUCCCCGUGAAAAGCAACCUGAGCGACCUCCUAGAAAAAUUGAAAUGGGCCAAAGAUCACGAUGAGGAGGCAAAGAAGAUCGCAAAAGCAGGGCAAGAAUUUGCAAGAAAUAAUCUCAUGAGUGAUGAUAUAUUCUGUUACUAUUUUAAACUUUUCCAGGAAUAUGCCAGUUUACAAGUGAGUGAGCCCCAAAUCCGAGAGGGCAUGAAGAGAGUAGAACCACAAGCUGAAGAUGACCUCUUUCCUUGCACGUGCCAUAGAGAAAAGGCCAAAGAUGAACUCUGAUAUGCCAAAUAUCUUCCCUUUAAAUAAUGGUGCUCUGAAGACUUUUUUCACUGAAAUAAGAAUGUUUUUUAAACAUUGAUUCCAUGGACAGAAUAAAAUCUCUCACAUGAUCAUUGGAUUAUGAAGACGUGCUGCUUCGCCUCGUGCAGUAUUGCCUUGCCUGUCCUUGGAAGCGCAUUUGAAGAAUUUUAUAAUAAAACCACUUCUAUUUUAAAGG